GUGGGGCUCCAUUGCGAGACUUCAGAUUGAGAAAUCAGAUGAAGUUUCAAGAAAAGGAAACUGGCAGGUGACAGAGAUGGGUGGAGGGACUGGAGAAAGGCUGUUUACUCCCUCCUGUCUAGUCGGCUUGGUCCCUUGAGGGCUCCGGAUAUCUUUGGUGACUUGUCCACUCCAGUGUGGCAUCAUGUGGCAGCUGCUCCUCCCAACUGCUCUGCUACUUCUAGUUUCAGCUGGCAUGCGUACUGAUCUCCCAAAGGCUGUGGUGUUCCUGGAGACUCAAUGGUACAGGGUGCUCGAGAAGGACGAUGUGACUCUGAAGUGCCAGGGAGCCUACUCCCCUGAGGACAAUUCCACACAGUGGUUUCACAAUGAGAGCCUCAUCUCAAGCCAGGCCUCGAGCUACUUCAUUGCCGCUGCCACAGUCUACGACAGUGGAGAGUACAGGUGCCAGACAAGCCUCUCCACCCUCAGUGACCCGGUGCAGCUAGAAGUCCAUAUCGGCUGGCUGUUGCUCCAGGCUCCUCGGUUGGUGUUCAAGGAGCAAGACCCUAUUCACCUGAGGUGUCACAGCUGGAAGAACACUGCUCUGCAUAAGGUCACAUAUUUACAGAAUGGCAAAAGCAGGAAGUAUUUUCGUCAUAAUUCUGACUUCUACAUUCCAAAAGCCACACUCAAAGACAGCGGCUCCUACUUCUGCAGGGGGCUUGUUGGGAGUAAAAAUGUGUCUUCAGAGACUGUGAACAUCACCAUCACUCAAGGUUUUGCAGUGUCAACCAUCUCAUCAUUCUCUCCACCUGGGUACCAAGUCUCUUUCUGCUUGGUGAUGGUACUCCUUUUUGCAGUGGACACAGGACUAUAUUUCUCUGUGAAGACAAACAUUUGAAGCUCAACAAGAGACUGGAAGGACCAUAAAUUUAAAUGGAGAAAGGACCCUCAAGACAAAUGACCCCCAUCCCAUGGGGGUAAUAAGAGCAGUAGCAGCAGCAUCUCUGAACAUUUCUCUGGAUUUGCAACCCCAUCAUCCUUAGGCCUCUCUACAAGCAGCAGGAAACAUAGAACUCAGAGCCAGAUCUCUUACCCAACUCUCGAUUUUUCCUUGGUCUCCAGUGGAAGGGAAAAGCCCAUGAUCUUCAAGCAGGGAAGCCCCAGUGAGUAGCUGCAUUCCUAGAAAUUGAAGUUUCAGAGCUACACAAACACUUUUUCUGUCCCAACCAUUCCCUCACAGCAAAGCAACAAUGCAGGCUAGGGAUGGUAAUCCUUUAAACACACAAAAAUUGCUCUUGUUAUAAAUUACCCAGUUUAGAGGGAAAAAAAGAAAAUAAUUAUUCCUAAAUAAAUGGAUAAGUAGAAUUAGUGGUUGAGGCAGGGCCAUACAGAGUGUGGGAACUGCUGGGGAUCUAGGGAAUUCAGUGGGACCAAUGAAAGCAUGGCUGAGAAAUAGCAGCGUAGUCCAGGAUAGUCUAAGGGAGGUGUUCCCAUCUGAGCCCAGAGAUAAGGCUGUCUUCCUAGAACAUUAGCCGUAGUGGAAUUAACAGGAAAUCAUGAGGGUGAGGUAGAAUUGAGUCUUCCAGGGGACUCUAUCAGAACUGGACCAUCUCCAAGUAUAUAACGAUGAGCCCUCUAAUGCUAGGAGUAGAAAAUGGUCCUAGGAAGGGGACUGAGGAUUGGGGUGGGGGUGCGGUGGAAAAGAAAGUACAGAACAAACCCUGUGUCACUGUCCCAAGUUAAGCUAAGUGAACAGAACUAUCUCAGCGUCAGAAUGAGAAAGCCUGAGAAGAAAGAACCAACCACAAGCACACAGGAAGGAAAGCGCAGGAGGUGAAAAUGCUUUCUUGGCUGGGGUAGUAAGAAUUAGAGGUUAAUGCAGGGACUGUAAAACCACCUUUUCUGCUUCAAUAUCUAAUUCCUGUAUAGCUUUGUUCAUUGCAUUUAUUAAACAAAUGUUGUAUAACCAAUACUAAAUGUACUACUGAGCUUCGCUGAGUUACGUUAUGAAACUUUCAAAUCCUUCAUCAUGUCAGUUCCAAUGAGGUAGGGAUGGAGAAGACAAUUGUUGCUUAUGAAAGAAAGCUUUAGCUGUCUCUGUUUUGUAAGCUUUAAGUGCAACAUUUCUUGGUUCCAAUAAAGCAUUUUACAAGA
Molecule: messenger RNA, 2139 nt
Organism: Pan troglodytes (chimpanzee)
Lineage: Eukaryota; Metazoa; Chordata; Mammalia; Primates; Hominidae
Product: low affinity immunoglobulin gamma Fc region receptor III-B
Exons: 5
Coding region: 185-883 (232 amino acids)
Biological process (GO): antibody-dependent cellular cytotoxicity; cell surface receptor signaling pathway
Cellular component (GO): external side of plasma membrane
Molecular function (GO): IgG receptor activity
Source: RefSeq, a predicted model, not a curated record